This is a messenger RNA of Episyrphus balteatus (marmalade hoverfly), 1302 nucleotides long. Its product is annotated as putative inorganic phosphate cotransporter. Gene Ontology annotation, molecular function: transmembrane transporter activity. Lineage: Eukaryota; Metazoa; Arthropoda; Insecta; Diptera; Syrphidae. The transcript has 5 exons. Gene Ontology annotation, biological process: transmembrane transport; monoatomic anion transport. Bases 1 to 1302 code for a protein of 433 amino acids. Gene Ontology annotation, cellular component: plasma membrane. The record is from RefSeq and is a predicted model, not a curated record.
AUGACAGGAACCAAAGGUCCAUUGAUUGGAGCUCGCCAUCUUCAAACCCUUUUGCUUUAUCUGACACUUGUGGUCAAUUUAAUUUCAAGACAUAGCAUUGCAGUUACUUUAGUCGCGAUGACCGAUGCUCAGACUACAAAUCCGAACUUUCCUGAGUUCGAUUGGGACGAAAAACAAAAAUCAUACAUUCUGAGCAGCUUCUUUUGGGGUUAUAUUGUAUCACAGAUUCCCGGAGGAUAUGCUGCUCGAAGAUUUGGUGUCAAAGUAUGUACUCUAAUUGGCACAUUUGGAAGUGCAAUUUUGGGUCUUUCAGUACCGUUUUGUGUAGUCUGGGGAGGUUGGCAAAUAUUUUGCGCCAUUCGAGUUCUCCAGGGUUUGUGUCAGGGUAUAAUCUACCCUUGUGUCUAUCAACAAAUUGCUAUGUGGUCACCAGUGGAAGAACGAAAUCUACUUGGUGCGCUGACUCAGACCGGUGUUGAAAGCGGUACGAUAGUGUCGAUGUAUGUUACUGGCAUUAUUGCUGCUUCGGAUUUGGGAUGGCCAGGAAUUUCGUAUAUUUUCAGUGGCGCUGGAGUGCCAAGAAAAGCAGAAAAGUAUAAAAGUUCCAUGGAAGGCCAUACUACUUCUGGUCCAUUCAUAUCAUAUUUAGUAGUACAAACUUUUGACAGCUGGGGCUUCGCAACGAUGCAGGCUCAAAUUCCAGCUUAUCUACAUGGAGUUUUGAAAAUGGAAAUCACGAAGAAUGCCUUAUACUCAGCGCUACCUUAUGUGGCAACGUUUGUAUUAGCGUUUACAUUCAUGAUAUCAGCGGACGUAAUACUGAAAAACAAAUGGGUUUCAUUGCUGGUACUACGAAAGAUUUUUAGUACAAUUGCUAUGUGGGGUUCAGCAGCGUUCUUAAUUGGUAUUGGAUUUCUAAGUGAAACUCAAACAGCCUUAGCAAUAACCUUUUUAACUUUAAAUGUCGGUUUGGCAAGUGCUUCGGUCAUUGGAAGUUUGUUGAAUCUAAUUGAUUUAUCGCCAAAUCAUAGUGGAAUUUUGAUGGGUUUUACUAAUACUUUGUUGAAUGUUGUUCCAAUUUUGAGUCCAAUUGUUGUGGGAUUAAUUGUUAAUGAUGCGACCGAUCGAUCACAAUGGCAAAUUGUGUUUCUGAUAUCAGCUGGAUUUUAUUUUUUGGGGAACUUGCAGUAUUUAUUUUUUGCACAAACUGAUGUCCAACCAUGGGAUAGUGAAGAUUAUAUGACGAAAUGUGAUACUGAAAGAGGAGAUAAAAUGACACAAGCACCUGUAAGGGAUAAUUAG